This is a messenger RNA of Polyodon spathula (Mississippi paddlefish), 2336 nucleotides long. Its product is annotated as ras-related protein rab7. NCBI's taxonomy places the organism in Eukaryota, Metazoa, Chordata, Actinopteri, Acipenseriformes, Polyodontidae. Bases 309 to 932 code for a protein of 207 amino acids. Gene Ontology annotation, molecular function: GTP binding; GTPase activity. Gene Ontology annotation, cellular component: phagocytic vesicle; late endosome; lysosome. Gene Ontology annotation, biological process: phagosome-lysosome fusion; endosome to lysosome transport. The transcript is spliced from 6 exons. The record is from RefSeq and is a predicted model, not a curated record.
CACAAGGGCUUGUUUUGGAGGAAGUGAGAGAGCGAAAAAGAGAGAGCAAACGGACCGUAAAAAAAAAAAAAAAAAGAGAGAGAGACUGCAACAGAAAUAAAAGGAAAAGGGGCUGAAAAUACUGCACAGCACGGUUAAACAGAUACCCGAAUCAGAAAGAGUACAGGAGAACCGUGCUGACAGACAGCGCUAACCCUAGGAAGCUGGUCUUAGAUCUGUCCGAGAAAACCAAACCGCACUGCUUCCAAAACCAGAGAAAUAGAAGAGAAGGGACUCGAACCAGGACCGCUGCUGCAAGCUCUAACAAAAUGACGUCCAGAAAGAAAGUUUUGCUGAAGGUGAUCAUCCUGGGAGACUCUGGUGUAGGCAAGACCUCCCUCAUGAACCAGUAUGUCAAUAAGAAGUUCAGCAACCAGUACAAAGCCACAAUAGGAGCUGACUUCCUAACAAAGGAGGUGAUGGUGGACGACAGGCUGGUCACAAUGCAGAUCUGGGACACGGCUGGCCAGGAGCGGUUCCAGUCGCUGGGUGUUGCGUUCUAUCGGGGGGCAGACUGCUGCGUGCUGGUGUUCGAUGUGACGGCUCCAAACACCUUCAAGACUCUGGACAGCUGGAGAGACGAGUUCCUGAUCCAGGCCAGCCCCCGGGACCCAGAGAACUUCCCCUUCGUAGUGCUGGGGAACAAGAUUGACCUGGAGAACAGACAGGUCGCCACAAAAAGGGCCCAGGCGUGGUGUCAGAGCAAAAACAAUAUCCCAUACUUCGAAACCAGCGCCAAGGAGGCAAUCAAUGUGGAGCAGGCUUUCCAAACCAUCGCCAGGAACGCACUCAAACAGGAGACAGAAGUGGAGUUGUACAAUGAGUUUCCAGAGCCGAUUAAACUGGACAAGAACGAGCGAGCGAAGCCUUCUGCGGAGAGCUGCAGCUGCUGAGAGGAUCCGGGUUCAAGAUGGGAUGAAACCCAACCCUACCCCAUCCCCCUUCCUAUAGAUCCUUCAGCCUGCAUACCCCAAAAUACUGUUCACCCCCCUCUCCUAUCCCACAGUCACCCCUGUCCUGACCACACACACACACACACACACACACACACAGAGCCUGCAGUCUGUUCAGCACAGUACCCAUUAACACCCCCACUUUACCCCACUGUUCAGCACGUACGUAUGCUUCCUUCUCUACAUGCCUUUCACCCUGGCAAACCUUGCGUACACCCUCUGUGCCUCGACAGCUAGCUUUCCCCUGGCUACUCAAACAGCCUUCCUGACUCGGGCGUCAUCCCUGCAUUUGUCUCCAGAGCCUUUAGAAAAGUUUACCGCAGUAAAAGCUUUGCCAAAUGUAAUCAUGUAUUGAAAGCUGAAGCGCAGGUAGGCAUUGUAAAGCUCAGGGCUGUGCUGUAUGGUAAAGAAUCUUUAAACACAUGGCAAACCAUGGUAAACUAUGCAUAGUAUAACCAUGGGAGGAGGAAGGGAAGGGAGGGGGGGGGGCACCGCUUCAAAAUUACUGUUCAUAUUUCCAUAGCAGCCCAACGUGCCCCAUUGUUUCAUUCAGUGUCACACGUUUCCAUCUCAGCUUGGAGGCUUAACCCAUUCCCUUCCCACAGACUCCUCUAUCUUACAGAUAACUACCAGGUAUCCCAGACCAGUCCCUCCCCCUCCCCCCUCCCCUCACCUCCUCUCCUACCCAACAAUUUGCAGCCUUUAGGCAAGACGUCUCUCACUCAAGCACUUCUGUCUGACUCAAACUGUUCACCGUGCAAGCUGUCAUGUUAGAUAACCCUAGUCUGUUUAAUUUAGGUUUAAAAAAGAAAAAGGAAGAAAACUUGACCUCCAUCUACAUCUGUAAAAUCUAUAUAGAAAUAUACAGGAAAAUCAAGCGUAUCUUUCGAUUUCAUUUCUUAUAAUAAUACUGUGACAUUGUUGGUGUAUCUUUUACAACCAUACUAUGUUUAAAAUAUUAAUAACAAGACUAAAAAAACAUAAAGGAUGAUGAACAUUGUUGUGUUUCCUGAGUUGCUUGGUCUGUCUGUCUGAGUUAAAGGCACAAGCCAGUGGUGACUCUGUUUGUCUGUCUCUCUGUCCGUCUCUCAGCCCCAUGCAGGUUUGCAAGCUGUUAUUUAUAAGUGCUUGUUCUUUACUUUUAACCAAUCAGAUCUUUUACUGUAUCCAUGUAUUCUAAUAAUUAUUAUGUUUAGCUUCAUUAGGAGAAAAUACAGCAGCAGCUCUUGUAACAGUUCAUCAUGGUGUUGUCAACGAAACAGUACGUGCAGCCAGUGGCAUUGUUUAAAUAAGUAUGUGGGUUUAAAUAAUAAUGCUCUUAAUAAUAAAGGUUCUUGAAUAUAA